AUAUAAAGAUAUUUGGUAUACUUUAGUGUUAUACAAUGUCAGUUAUGUGCAAAUCGUUCUUAUUCUCAUUAUUCAUUUUAUCAAUAUUCAUUACAAAAGAAACUACAUGCAUUCUAGAAUUUUCAGAUUUAAAAUGUUUAGAAAAAGGUGAACGAUGUGCAAAAAAUUUCUUUCAUCCAUGUUGCCGUGAUCUUGUAUGUAAACUUGAUGUACCAUUCAGUGGAAAAUGUGUAGAUUGUUUAAGUUUGGGCUCAGUCUGUAUAAAAGAUAGUGAAUGUUGUAGUAAAAGAUGUUAUUUCUUUUUUUGUAAACCACCCCAUGAAUAAAUCUACAUUUGUACAUCCCCCCAUUUUAAUCUGUUUGAAGUGAUGAGGAGAUGUGUUGUGUUUUUUCUUCUUUUUUUCUUCUUUUUUUUGAAGUCAAAGAAGUAUUCACUUCUAUUCCGUUGUUAUUCUAAAAGGGGUCUGUUGUCAAUAACUUUUCUGAAUAUUUAAAAUUAUACUCUAAUUCUCAUAACAUUUUGUUUGUUACUCUCUUUAUCGGAAGGGGGGGUUGUGGAGAUUAUAGUAAUUUUAUAUAGUUGAUGUUAUAUCUAGAACUUUG
This is a messenger RNA of Schistosoma rodhaini, 603 nucleotides long. Lineage: Eukaryota; Metazoa; Platyhelminthes; Trematoda; Strigeidida; Schistosomatidae. The record is from the annotation of a GenBank genome assembly.